AUGACCAUUUAUUUGGAGAAGCUGCUUGUUCUUUUCGACAACAUGUUCGAUGAAAGAAUGGAAUCAAGAAAAUCCAAGGAUUCUACAGCGUCAAAUGAUGUUUUGGACACUCCUAUUAAUAUUGUAGAAGACGGUCUCAAGGAGGUUAAUAGAACUCAAGUCAUACAUUUGCUUUUGGUUUUAUUCGUCGCUGGAACUGAUGCAACAUCAAACACAAUAGAAUGGGCAAUGACAGAAUUGCUUCGAAACCCGCAGGUUUUAUUUACAGCCAAAAAGGAAUUGAAGCAAACAUUCGGAAAAGGAAAUCCGAUCGAGGAAUCCGACAUAGAUCAUUUGCCAUAUUUGCAAGCAAUCAUCAAAGAAGUCUUUCGGAUGUACCCUCCUGCCCCAUUGUUAGUUCCGCGCAGAGCCGAAUCUGAUGCUGACAUUAGUGGUUUCAAAGUUCCGAUGGAUUCACAAUUGCUUGUUAACGUAUGGGCCAUCGGUAGAGAUCCAAGGAUUUGGGAGAACCCGAAUAGUUUCAUACCGAGAGAUAUUUUGGGUCUAAAAUCGAUGUCAAAGGUACAAAUUUAGAUUCAUUCCAUUCGGUGCUGGACAACGAAUAUGUCCAGGAUUACCUUUAGCAAAUCGAAUGUUGCGUUUGAUAUUGGGGUCUCUUCUAAACUGCUUUGAUUGGAAACUUGAAGGUGAGAUAUCGCCAAAUGAAUUAAACAUAAACGAGAAGUUUGGGCUAACACUUAAAAAGGCUAAACCUUUGCAAGCAAUCUCAGUUCUUGCCUAAAAAUAUUCUUAAGUGUGUAAUGCAUUUGUU
This is a messenger RNA of Hibiscus syriacus, 811 nucleotides long. Its product is annotated as geraniol 8-hydroxylase-like. Bases 1 to 573 code for a protein of 190 amino acids. The record is from RefSeq and is a predicted model, not a curated record. NCBI's taxonomy places the organism in Eukaryota, Viridiplantae, Streptophyta, Magnoliopsida, Malvales, Malvaceae. Gene Ontology annotation, molecular function: iron ion binding; heme binding; oxidoreductase activity, acting on paired donors, with incorporation or reduction of molecular oxygen. The transcript is spliced from 2 exons.